Monopterus albus (swamp eel) is the source of this 1505-nucleotide messenger RNA. RefSeq names its product zinc finger protein 622 (gene znf622). The annotation marks the transcript as partial. Gene Ontology annotation, cellular component: preribosome, large subunit precursor. The record is from RefSeq and is a predicted model, not a curated record. The transcript is spliced from 7 exons. NCBI's taxonomy places the organism in Eukaryota, Metazoa, Chordata, Actinopteri, Synbranchiformes, Synbranchidae. Gene Ontology annotation, biological process: ribosomal large subunit biogenesis. Gene Ontology annotation, molecular function: zinc ion binding; nucleic acid binding.
AAUUUUUCAGUCGCUGUCAUAGUUGUUACGAAUGUCUGGCUUUAAGCUGCUGUUAGCAAAUGUUUGCCUGAAAUGUCUAAAGAUCGACUAGCUGGCUGCUAGUCCGCGCUACCAUGGCCUCCUACACUUGCAUCAGCUGCCGAGUGGCUUUUGCAGAUGGCGAGGUGCAGCGAGCACACUACAAAACUGACUGGCACCGUUACAACCUGAAGCGCAAGGUGGCCAACAUGCCACCCGUCACUGCUGAAAACUUCCAGGAGCGUGUCCUGGCACAGAGGGCCGCUGCUGAACAACAGCUGAAUGACACAGCACUCACUGAGGGCUGUGCCAUCUGCAACAAAAAAUUCUCCACUGCCAACGCAUACCAGAACCACCUGCAGUCCCACAAACACCAGCAGGCUGAGAAGCAGGCCCUGCUCGCUGCCCAGCGGAAAGUUGAGAAGAUGAACGAGAAGAACCUGGAGAAGGGACUAGGUGACGAGAAGGCAGACCACGACACCAGGAACGAGGCCCUGCAGCAGGCCCUGAGAGAGCAGCAGAGGCCCAGCCCGGCCAAACAAGCAAAGGUCCAGGCAUCGCAAGGAGCAUCAAAGCCGAGGAUGGAGAAGGAGAGACCUCCCAGGAUGAUGUGGCUGGAGGAGCAAGCCAAAAGGCGAGAGAAAGAAGAGGGAGCCACAGCCGAGAACGAGGAGUGGGAGGAUGUUGAUGAAGAUGAUGAUGAUGAUGAGAUGGAGGAGGAGGAGGAUGAUGAAGAGGAGAUUAUGGACCAGGAGGAAGGAGACUCUGCUGCUCUGUCUCACUCCCCUCUAGCUGCUCUGCCAGGCUCCAUCCCUGUCACCGACUGCCUGUUCUGCUCCCACCACUCAAAGUCACUCAUGAAGAGUGUCACCCACAUGACCAAGGUCCACAGCUUCUUCAUCCCUGAUGUGGAGUUCCUCAUCAACCUCAGGGGCCUCAUCCGUUACCUCGGAGAGAAAGUCGGUGCAGGGAACGUGUGUUUAUGGUGUAAUGAGAAGGGGCGUUCGUUUUACUCGACAGAAGCGGUACAGAGUCACAUGACAGACAAAAGCCACUGUAAACUCUUCACAGAUGGCGACGCUGCUCUCGAGUUUGCAGACUUCUAUGACUUUAGGAGCAGCUACCCUGACAGGAAGGAGGGAGACAACACUGAAGUGGAUGAAGAAGAGCUUCCUGAUGACAAGAACCUGGAGUAUGAUGAUGAAACACUGGAGCUGACUCUCCCUUCAGGUGCUAAAAUCGGCCACCGUUCCCUCAUGAGGUAUUACAAACAGCGGUUUGGCACUCAGAGAGCGGUGGCUCUGACCAGCAAUAAGAACGCUGUCCACAGGGUCCUGCGGCAGUACCGAUCCCUGGGCUGGGGAGGAGACGGAGGUGACAGCUCCUUCCAGCAGAAACGGAGAGACAUGCAGUAUGUACAGAUGAUGAAGUCAAAGUGGAUGCUGAAGACGGGCAUGAACCACAAUGCCACCAAGCAGAAGCACUUC